Messenger RNA from Suillus fuscotomentosus, 568 nucleotides. RefSeq lists its product as uncharacterized. The coding region runs from base 161 to 382 and encodes 73 amino acids. NCBI's taxonomy places the organism in Eukaryota, Fungi, Basidiomycota, Agaricomycetes, Boletales, Suillaceae. The record is from RefSeq and is a predicted model, not a curated record. The transcript is spliced from 5 exons.
UUUUCUGGUGAAUGCAUGGCCUCGUGUGCCUUGCAGUCGGCGAACUUUGGAAAAGCUUGGUUGCAGAUAGAGCAAGCGUAGGUCUUUGGCAUGAUUGGUUAUAUAAGAAUAUGAGUGAGGAUACCACUUGUGAGGUGAAUGUACGAUCGAACUUGAGCGGAUGAUGGUGCUGGGUAAGUAUUGGGGUAGGUAUAUAUACCAUUCCCUGCUGUGGUCGUGUUUUCAGUGGACAGGCGUUUGUGGACCCCACUGUGGUCGUAGUAUUGUGCUUUGCGAUUGGCAAACACAUAAUUCGUACAAGGAUACUUUGUGGAGGUUACUAGUGGAUGUGGGCCAUGUGACGCGUGAACGCAUUGUUGUUGAAGCAACCACAUCCAUUUGAAUGCUUCGUCACCUGUUACAGCAUCGAGCAAACGCCAGGAUAUAGUUAUUUGCCAGAGACAUGCAGGUCGAUCGAAAUUUAACGUGGAGAAUCGAGUAAAGACCGGCAUGGAUGUCGAACCAAGGUCCGACAAAUUUUUAGAGGUCUCUGUCGUCGUGACCGGCCUGGGCCAUGCAACAGGCACUC